Myotis myotis is the source of this 1957-nucleotide messenger RNA. Its product is annotated as PRAME family member 9/15-like. Gene Ontology annotation, biological process: positive regulation of cell population proliferation; negative regulation of DNA-templated transcription; negative regulation of apoptotic process. The transcript has 2 exons. Bases 1 to 1605 code for a protein of 534 amino acids. Lineage: Eukaryota; Metazoa; Chordata; Mammalia; Chiroptera; Vespertilionidae. Gene Ontology annotation, cellular component: cytoplasm. The record is from RefSeq and is a predicted model, not a curated record.
AUGAGCCAGGACAAGCCACUGCAGACCCUCUACAUCAGUCUGAGAUCUGAGCCCCAGCCAACCCAGUCACAGCAGAAGUUUCUGCAGGAUUCCUUUCUGAGCACCUUGAAGAUGAGUAUCUGGACCCCACCCACACUCCUGAGGCUGGCAGGAAGGAGCUUGCUGAGGGACCAGGCCUCAGCCAUUGCAGCUCUGGAGUACCUGCCUGCUGAGCUCUUCCCUCCACUCUUCAUUCACGCCUACCAUAGGAGAAAGCGGAAGCCCCUGAAGGCCAUGGUGCACGCCUGGCCCUUCACCGUCCUCCCUCUGGGCUGCCUGUCACAGUUGUCCCCGGAUAAGGUCUUAAAAGCCGUGUUGGAUGGGCUUGACGUUCUGAUUGCCCAGGAGGUUCGGCCCAGGAGGUGGAAACUGCGAGUGCUGGAUUUAAGGAACUCGGGUGCCAACUUCUGGAUAAUGUGGUGUGGAGAUAGCACCCAGAAUUGCUCACCGACGGAACCAGUGGCUGUGCACAGCUCCAGCCCCAACAUGGAGCACCCCUUGGCUCCCUUGGAGGUGUUCCUAGACCUUAACUUCAAUGAAAGGGACGGGGAUGAGUUUCUCAUGUACAUCAUCCAAUGGGCCCGGCAGAGGGAAGGGUUGCUACACCUGUGCUGCAAGGCGCUGAGGAUUUCUGAGGUGCCCUUCCAGAGGGUCAGGAGGGUCCUGGACGGGGUGCAGCUGGACUGCAUCCAGGAGGUGAAAGUAAAGUGCACCUGGGACCUGCCCACCCUGGGGACGUUUGCUCUCUACCUGGGUCAGAUGAGUAACCUGCAGAGACUCUCUCUCUCCCACAUUCACAUGUUGACAGAGGAGGAGGAGGAAGAGGAAGAGAUAGGGGAGGAAGGGGAGGAGGAGCAGGAGUGGGAGGAGCAGGAGUGGGAGGAGGAAGAGGAUUGGGGCAGGAAACAGCAGGAGGAGCAGGGAUCCUUUUCCCAAUUCCUCUCUCAGAUGCUCAGCCUGCGGCACCUCCGGGACCUCAACAUGGAUUCUCCCUCCUUCCUCCGAGGCCGUCUGGACCAGAUGCUCAGGUGCCUGCAGACCCCCUUGGACAAACUCUCCGUAACAAAUUGCCAUCGGCUGACACAUUCAGACCUGACACACCUGUUCCAGUGCCCAAACCUCAGGCAGCUGAAGUCCCUGCAUCUAUUUGGCCUCAGCCUCACGGAUUUUAGUCUUGAGCCCCUCCGAGCUCUGCUGGAGGCAGUGGCACCCACACUCGAGGACUUGGGCCUGGAUAACUGUGGGAUGGUGGACUCCCAAGUUGAGGCCAUCCUGCCUGUCCUGAGCCACUGUCACCAGCUCAGGGUCUUCACCACCUCUGAGAACAACUUUUCCAUGGCCACCGUGGAGAAGCUGCUGCGCCACACAGCCGGGCUGCGCAGUUUAGAGCACGAGCUGUACCCUGUCCCCCUGGAGUGUUACAGGAUCCAGGGGACUGUCAACAAGGAGAGACUUGCCCAGAUCCGGGCUGAGCUCAUGGGGAUACUGAGGGAGUUAGGACGGCCCAGGACCAUCUGUCUUGGCAAAUGUGGCAAAAAUAAAGUUUAUGAGGUGGAGUUUUCAUGACAUGUAGCCGUGCUGUGCCCCUGUAAUGACCCUGCUCAGUGGGAACACUCAGCAGAAGCUUUGUUCUGGUCCCUUGGAAGCUGUAAUAUAGAACCAGGUGCAUUAUGCAGGGGGCAUCCACGUUCCAGAUUCAUGCUCCUGUGAAUGGGGAAAGGAAGGGACCAAGCCCAGGUCCACGAUUACAGGGGCAAAUGUUGGGGAGUUCAUGGGACCUCAGGGGACAAGUGUCCUAGAAUCAGAAAUAUGAAUCUGAUGUGCUUGGAGGGGGAGGGGUAUUUGGGCUCGAGGUGCAUGUGUGGGAGUUAAUCCUUGGGUGGAUGGUUGUAAGGAAUGAUCAGAAAUAAAGACAAUU